Messenger RNA from Carassius gibelio (silver crucian carp), 2115 nucleotides. Its product is annotated as cytochrome P450 2C31-like. Gene Ontology annotation, biological process: xenobiotic metabolic process. Bases 77 to 1564 code for a protein of 495 amino acids. NCBI's taxonomy places the organism in Eukaryota, Metazoa, Chordata, Actinopteri, Cypriniformes, Cyprinidae. The record is from RefSeq and is a predicted model, not a curated record. Gene Ontology annotation, molecular function: oxidoreductase activity, acting on paired donors, with incorporation or reduction of molecular oxygen, reduced flavin or flavoprotein as one donor, and incorporation of one atom of oxygen; heme binding; iron ion binding. Gene Ontology annotation, cellular component: intracellular membrane-bounded organelle; cytoplasm. The transcript has 9 exons.
CCUCUUCCUCUUUUGCUUUUAUAAAGCUCACCAGUCUUUGCUGCUCUUGUGUUUGUCUUGGAAUGAAUCUGUCAUCAUGUGGACGACUCUGAUGAAGUUAGACCUGACCUCUGUUUGCCUGGCUCUGUUUCUGGGCUUGAUCUUUAUGGUUCUGUUUGAGAUCUUCAGGAUAAAUUCACGCAGAGGUCAAAUUCCACCUGGUCCCAGACCGCUGCCUUUUGUGGGAACCAUACCAAGUUUUAAGAAGCCACUUGAUGCUUUUAGAUCACUAUCUCAGUAUGGAGAAAUAUCUGCUUUGUAUAUUGGGAGGAAACCAGUGAUAAUCCUGAAUACAAUCCAGGUCACUAAGGAAGCCUUUGUUCAGGAAGCCUUUUCUGGAAGACCUCUUGUAGACUGGCUAUCCAAGGGACUCGGUAUUAUAAUGGUCACGUUUGGUCACUCCUGGAGACAGCAGAGACGCUUUGCUCUGCACACACUCAGGAAUUUUGGCCUGGGGAAGAAAUCAGUAGAAGAUCGUGUGUUAGAGGAAAGCCGUUAUCUGAUUGCUGAAAUGCUUAAAGCAGAAGGCAAAUCUAUGGACCCACAGCAUGACAUACAGAAUGCGGUUUCUAACAUUAUCUGCUCCAUCGUGUUUGGAGAGCGCUUCGACUAUGACAACAAACGCUUCUCAUACCUUCUGAAAAUCUUGAAUGAUCACUUCAUGCUCUCAGGGACAACUGCGGUACAGAUUUUAAACUUAGUCCCCUUCAUCAAGCAUUUCCCUGGGCCACACCAGAAGAUCAUGCAGAACUUCACUGAGCUAUUGGGUUUCAUCCGGAAUGAAGUAAGAGAACACAAGGAAACUCUGGAUCCAGACAACCCUCGAGACUUCAUUGAUGCCUACCUGCUGGAGAUCGAGAAACAAAAGUCUAACGAGGGAUCCACGUUUCAUGAGGAGAACAUGGUUAUGUCAGCACUUGACCUGUUUCUGGCUGGAACCGACACAACAGCGACCACCAUCAGAUGGGGUCUCAUCUACUUGAUUCAAAACCCAGAUGUACAAGAGCGAUGUCAUGAGGAGAUUGUUCGGGUGCUGGGUUACGACCGUUUGCCCAGCAUGGAGGACCGUGACAAACUACCGUACACAUACGCCACUGUUCACGAGAUUCAGCGCUGUGCCAACAUCGCACCCUUUGGCGUUGUUCAUGAAACGACUCAGCCCACAAAACUACGAGGAUAUGACAUUCCCAAGGGAACUAUGAUCAUGACAAACUUAGCAGCAAUUUUCAGUGAUAAGAAGCACUGGAAGCAUCCGGACGCCUUUAACCCGGAGAAUUUCUUGGAUGAGAAUGGGAACUUCUUCAAACCAGAGUCUUUCAUCGCCUUCUCAUUGGGUCCGAGGGUCUGUCUCGGGGAGACUCUGGCGAGGACCGAGCUCUUCUUGUACAUCACGUCUCUCCUACAGAGGAUUCAUUUCUCCUGGCCGCCGGAGCCACAGUCCAUAGACAUGGAUGGGGUCAUGGGUGUUUUUCACUUUCCUCAGAGUUUCAACAUCAUCUGCCGCAGCAGAGAUACCAAAGAGUGACCAUCAGCAACUCAAACCAUAUCUCACAGACAUCAUCAUGUCAUUCCUGUAACAAAAAUCAUUUAUUUUUGUUACUUUUAUUUUAUUAAUCAUUUAAAUCAAAAAUUUCAUUUAUUUCAUGUAUUUUAUUAUAUGUUAUUGCUCAGGAGUGAAUCCUCUGCAGUGAAUGGGUCAGAAUGAGAGUCCAAACAGCUGAUAAAAACAUAUAUUUAUUUAUUGCACAAGUCACACAUAACUUCAUUCAUUCAUUCAUUCAUUAUGUGCAUGAACGAAUAAAAAAAAAAAAAAAAAAAAAAAAAAAAAAACAUAACAGGAAGAAGAAAAUCUUAUGGUACCUGUCGCUUAUUUGGCACAUCAAAAAAAUAAAAAUAAAACGCUACUUUAUAAAUGGAUCAACCCCCAAUCCUCACCCCAAACACCAAGUAUUUUCAGUAAUACCUAUCUUUACACUUAAUUAUCAUCAUUUUAAGCAUGUUAGUCAUCAUUAGAAAUUCAAAUCUUUGAAUUUUAGAAGUCCAGAAUGUACAAAUAAACUUUGUUUGUUCUCUGUA